UUCCCUCUCGUCCCAUCUUUAGCUCAAGAAGCGCAAAGACCACAACCCACACCGCACCGCCCGACAACGACUGUCCUAGCAACCCUCAGCUGAGCGACAAAGAGACAUAUACACACAAACAUGGCGGUGCGAGAAAGUACGCCGCCGGCGCCAGCGAGUCCCGGCUCCUCCGCUGCCGGAUCGCCACCCGGAAGCGCAACCAAAAAGGACUUUGUCAAGGAACAGUCCACCGCUGAUGACGAUGCGGCCUCCUUUGCCGAGCACAACGCCGGUCCCGAGCUCAAGCGCAGGCUCAAGUCUCGCCAUUUGCAAAUGAUUGCCAUUGGUGGUACUAUUGGUACUGGUCUCUUCAUCGGUUCUGGCAGUGCCCUCGCCAAGUCGGGCCCUGCUGGCGUCCUCAUCGGCUACUGCUUUAUCGCCUCCAUUGUUUACAGCAUCAUGAUGUCCCUCGGUGAAAUGGCCACCUACGUCCCCGUUACCGGCGGUUUCACCACGUACGCGGCUCGCUUCGUCGACAGCUCUCUCGGUUUCUCCAUGUCGUGGAUCUACUGGUUCUCCUGGGCCAUUACCUUUGCGCUCGAGCUGGUCGCUACUGGUCUGAUCAUUCAAUAUUGGGACGACUCUCUGUCCAUCGGUAUUUUCAUUGCCAUCUUCUGGGUCGUCAUUUUCGUCAUCAACCUGUUCCCCGUGUCCUGGUACGGCGAGGCUGAAUUCUGGAUGUCCUCUGUCAAGGUCAUCACCGUCCUCGGCUUCCUCAUCUUCGGCAUCUGCAUCAACGCCGGCGCCGGUCAGCAGGGCUACAUUGGCUUCAAGUACUGGCACGAGCCGGGUGCUUUUGCUCCCUACAUUGUUGACCCUAGCCGCCCUGUCGCCAAGUGGGUUGGUUUCUGGUCCGUCAUGAUCCAGGCCGGCUUCUCCUUCCAGGGCACCGAGCUUGUCGGUAUCGCUGCUGGCGAGACCGAAGACCCGCGCCGCAACGUCCCCCGUGCGAUCCGCAUGACCUUCUACCGUAUCUUCCUCUUCUUCAUCAUGACCGUCUUCUUCAUCGGCAUCCUCAUCCCGUACGACAACAAGGACCUGAACAAUGGCGGCUACACCGCGGCUGCCUCUCCCUUUGUCAUUGCGGCCCAGCUCGCCGGCGUCAAGGUCCUACCCGACAUCAUCAACGCUGUUUUGCUUACUGUCGUCCUCUCUGCCGCCAACUCCAACGUCUACUCGGGCUCUCGUGUCCUCGUCUCCCUCGCCAACGACGGCAUGGCCCCCAAGUGGUUCAAGAUGACCACCAAGUCCGGCGUCCCCUAUAUUGCCGUCAUUUUCACCUCGGCGUUCGGUUUCCUCGGCUUCCUCAACCUCUCUCCCAACGGCAGCCAGGCCUUCGACUGGCUUCUCAACAUUUCGGGCGUCGCGGGUUUCAUCGCCUGGUCCGGCAUCCUCAUCGCCCACCUCCGCUUCAUGAAGGGUCUUGAGGCGCACGGCAUCCCCCGCUCCAAGCUGCCCUAUCGCGCCACCUGGGCCCCUUACUACGUCUACUACGCCCUGUUCUUCUGCAUCUUGAUUACCCUGACCCAAGGCUUCACCGCGUUCAUGCCCUGGAGCGUCGAAGAAUUCUUCGUGGCGUACGUUUCGCUCAUCCUUUUUGCUGUCAUGUACCUGGGCCACAAGCUCUACACCCUCAUUGUCCACGGCGCUGCGGCGUGUAAGCCGGUCUCUGCCAAGGACAUGGAUGUUACUACUGGGUCUUUGGAUCUGGAUGCUGAGAUCCCCGACGAGGUUGAGGAGCCUACGAGUAUCUGGAAGAAGAUUGGAACGGGUAUUAUGGGUUAAGGGGAUGGUAUAAUGGAAGGAUUGAUGUACGUUAUGGGUUACGAACGAUGGAUGAGGAGUGGAUUGGAUAUGAACAGGGAACGAUGGAACGGGCAUAUACACCAUGCCUUGUAAUCUGUAUUUACACAAGCGUCUUAUGUUGAAUUUUCAUUUUUCUGGAUGUACACUCAAAAAAGAAGGCGGCGGUGUUACAUAGAAUGAUACCCCGGUGCAGCUUAGACAAAAAAGAUAGUAAUUUACUGCAUGAUUCGAACG
Neurospora tetrasperma FGSC 2508 is the source of this 2079-nucleotide messenger RNA. RefSeq lists its product as uncharacterized. Gene Ontology annotation, cellular component: membrane. NCBI's taxonomy places the organism in Eukaryota, Fungi, Ascomycota, Sordariomycetes, Sordariales, Sordariaceae. Gene Ontology annotation, molecular function: amino acid transmembrane transporter activity. Gene Ontology annotation, biological process: amino acid transmembrane transport. The coding region runs from base 121 to 1824 and encodes 567 amino acids. The transcript has 2 exons. The record is from RefSeq and is a predicted model, not a curated record.